ACAUGCUUUACAACACGCUCCAGAUGCACGGGUGUCUACAUGCUUUACAACAUGCUCCAGACGCACAGGUGUCUACAUGCUUUACAACACGCUCCAGAUGCACGGGUGUCUACAUGCUUUACAACAUGCUCCAGACGCACAGGUGUCUACAUGCUUUACAACACGCUCCAGAUGCACGGGUGUCUACAUGCUUUACAACAUGCUCCAGACGCACAGGUGUCUACAUGCUUUACAACACGCUCCAGAUGCACGGGUGUCUACAUGCUUUACAACAUGCUCCAGACGCACAGGUGUCUACAUGCUUUACAACACGCUCCAGAUGCACGGGUGUCUACAUGCUUUACAACAUGCUCCAGACGCACAGGUGUCUACAUGCUUUACAACACGCUCCAGAUGCACGGGUGUCUACAUGCUUUACAACAUGCUCCAGACGCACAGGUGUCUACAUGCUUUACAACACGCUCCAGAUGCACGGGUGUCUACAUGCUUUACAACAUGCUCCAGACGCACAGGUGUCUACAUGCUUUACAACACGCUCCAGAUGCACGGGUGUCUACAUGCUUUACAACAUGCUCCAGACGCACAGGUGUCUACAUGCUUUACAACACGCUCCAGAUGCACGGGUGUCUACAUGCUUUACAACAUGCUCCAGACGCACAGGUGUCUACAUGCUUUACAACACGCUCCAGAUGCACGGGUGUCUACAUGCUUUACAACAUGCUCCAGACGCACAGGUGUCUACAUGCUUUACAACACGCUCCAGAUGCACGGGUGUCUACAUGCUUUACAACAUGCUCCAGACGCACAGGUGUCUACAUGCUUUACAACACGCUCCAGACACACGGGUGUCUACAUGCUUUACAACACGCUCCAGACACACGGGCGUCUACAUGCUUUACAACACGCUCCAGACACACGGGUGUCUACAUGCUUUACAACACGCUCCAGACGCACAAGCGUCUACAUGCUUUACAACAAGCUCCAGACACACGGGUGUCUACAUGCUUUACAACACGCUCCAGACACACGGGUGUCUACAUGCUUUACAACACGCUCCAUACACAUGGGUGUCUACAUGCUUUACAACACGCUCCAGACACACGGGCAUCUACAUGCUUUACAACACGCUCCAGACACACGGGUGUCUACAUGCUUUACAACACGCUCCAGGUGAACAGGCGUGUCUGCCACCCGCCUUCCAGGAGCCCCUGAUGCCAAACACCUUCUCCCCUCCACGUGCACACGCGCGGCCUGA
Messenger RNA from Myotis davidii, 1255 nucleotides. RefSeq lists its product as uncharacterized. The coding region runs from base 40 to 1212 and encodes 390 amino acids. The record is from RefSeq and is a predicted model, not a curated record. NCBI's taxonomy places the organism in Eukaryota, Metazoa, Chordata, Mammalia, Chiroptera, Vespertilionidae. The transcript is spliced from 2 exons.